UUCGUCCGGCGGAAGUUGGGCUCUUGGCCUUGUUGUUACAAAAGAAAUGGCGAGCGGGAUAGGCAAACAUAAGAUUCUGAAUGUGGGGCCAACAGAGCCAUGGUCAGUCAGGGAGAAACUGUGCCUGGCCUCCUCUGUUAUGAGGAGUGGCGACCAAAAUUGGGUAUCCGUAAGCAGAGCCAUCAAGCCUUUUUCUGAGCCUGGUCGACCACCUGACUGGUUCUCACAGAAGCACUGUGCCUCACAAUACUCAGAGCUGCUGGAAGCCACAGAAGCUCCUAAACGCAAGCGUGGUGAGAAAGGCGAGGUGGUUGAGACCAUUGAGGAUGUAAUUGUUCGUCGGCUGACUACUGAGAGGAUCGAGGAGCUGAAAAAACUGCUACGAGACACGCAAGAACAGUACAGGAAGUUGAAAAAGGAGGUGGAUCUGAUCCAGACGGGUCACAUGGACCCCCAGCUAAAAGAACUGUGGGGUGAAAUUACACUAAAGAAGAAGCAGGAUGAGGAGGAAGCAGAGCAGAGGAGGAAAACAACAGAAAUGGCAUAUCAAGCUCGUCAAGCAAUUAAGAACACACCCAAGCGUCUUCCCAGUGUCACUGUUCGUUCCCCUUUGGGUGCCAGUCCUACUAGCCUGGACUCUCAGACGGACUCCUCAGCCCCAACAUUACCCACGGACUCUGUAGGCGUCGUCUCAGAUGACACCAGCACCCACUCUGUCCAAGGGUUUUUUCUUCCAGUGGCAGAGGCUACCGGCACUGGCCUUAAAGAAGGAGGCCAUGUUGCUCUUGUAGAGGACUCUUCACAGAAAAGGCUCGUUCCUCAGAAAGCUACACCACCACCGUCUCCUCUCCUGUCGGAACUGCUGAAAAAAGGCAACCACAUCUCGGCCAGCCCCCGCCUUGUUGCAGAUGGAGACUCGUCUGGAAGCCUUAGCAAUGGAAUCCAGACUGCUGCUGUUGUCACCACCCCGUUACCUGGCCACGAUGUCAUAACGGAGGGGGAAGUCGAAGCUGCAGUGGAGGCAGAUCUUGACGAGGAGACGGGAUUAGUAGAAGAGGACCUUGUCGCUGUUUCUUACAUGGGAGACGAACUUGAUUUGGAGACUGUUGGUGACAUCAUUGCCAUCAUUGAGGAGAAGGUGGAUGACUCAGUGGAGGCUUUGGAUGCAGCAGCAGUGGAAGCAGCGCUCUCUCUGUGUGAAGAGGCCGUCUCAGAAGGACACACACUUCCAGGCCCCUGGGAGACUCAGGAACUAAAGGAAUCAAACCCGACAAUGUCUGUCCAGGACUCAGAGCACGGACGGGAGCCUUGUGAUGUGGCAGCGCCGUCUGUCCCAACCGCUGCCGACCUGGAUGCGCAGAAUGAACCAGAAACUAAAAGUACAGAGGGACAGGACAAAGGAAACUGUGAAACGGCUGCGACUGAAAGUGAUGUCACUUUGUGUGCCACGUCGGAUGAUGUCGCUGCUGAAGAUGAUGUUACAGAAGAGGGAAUCGAAGCGAAGGCUGACACCAAUCCAGUCGUGAAGUGUGAAGUACAAGAGUGGAGCCAGCCUGAGGCGAACCCGCCAUGCCUAGAUUCUGAAGACAGUUCUGUUUCUGGCAAAGAGUCCAAGGAGGUGAAAGAGGAGGAAGCAGGGAGUGAGUGUGACCCUGAAGAAGGGAUGGAGCUGAAGGAGGAGUGCGGCGAGGGAGAGGGCCCCUAUCUGUCCGAAGUUGAGCGGGCAGCCAGUGAGAGUGAAGAUGGCUAUGGGCCGCCCUCGCAACGCUACACUGCUGAUUCAUUGGCAAGCAGCCCUGCCUCUUCUUCCCAGCUAUCUACAUGUGGUGAGGACCAAGAGGCUGUGCAGGCCCAGAAAAUUUGGAAGAAAGCCAUAAUGCUGGUGUGGAGAGCUGCGGCUAACCACAGGUAUGCCAGCGUCUUCUUGCAGCCUGUAUCAGAUGACAUCGCCCCUGGUUACCACAGCAUUGUACACAGACCAAUGGACCUAUCUGCGAUCAAGAAGAACAUUGAAUCCGGUGUGAUCCGCACGACAGCAGAAUUCCAGCGCGACAUCAUGUUGAUGUUUCAGAAUGCCGUCAUGUACAACUCAUCCGACCACGACGUCUAUCACAUGGCUUUGGAGAUGCAGCGUGACGUCCUGGAGCAUGUCCAGCAGUUCCUGGCCACGCAGCUCAUUAUGCAGACCUCCGAGAGUGCCAUCUCCGCCAAGAGCCUCCGUGGCAGGGAGGGAAAUCGCAAACCAGGCGAGCCGGCUGAGAAGGACGGCGGCACCAGGGGUCGCCGUAGCGCGAUGGAGGCUGACCUGAAAAUGAAGAAAUAGACUUGAGCGAGACCUUUGGAGGCAAAGAAGGAAGGAAGGAAAAUGAAAAUGUGGGCUAGUUGUUCGGUAGAGAGCUGUUCAGUCCGUGGGCCUAGCGUGUUAGCAUAUGUGCUAGUGCAUUUGUUAUUUUCUAUAGACGAGCAUACGGUACGCGCGGAUAUCUCGAUGUGCUUUGAUAGAACCGCAUCUAUUUUUUCGUAUGCGGUUAGCACCUAGGACCAUAUUGAAACAUCUCAUUUGACGGUGCAUUCAUAGACGAAAUGAAGAUUGUGAAACGCGGCGGGGAGAUAAACUUGCUGUGAAAUGUGAAGACGUCUCCCAUAUCGAGUCGGUUCGCUUAGUUUUUUUUCCGGUCAAGGGUGCGUGGCGUGAUCAGAGACAGCUUGUGUAAUGUGUUCUAGGUGAAAGUAAGAAAACACGUUUUGUACCCAUGUGAUGGACCAUUUAGAGUUUGUGUUUGGGUAGCUGAUACAUGUAUCAUAAGUUUUGUUGUACAUUUGUUAAAUAAAAGAUUUGUUUUAAACUA
Syngnathoides biaculeatus (alligator pipefish) is the source of this 2849-nucleotide messenger RNA. RefSeq names its product bromodomain containing 8b (gene brd8b). Gene Ontology annotation, molecular function: protein binding. The coding region runs from base 47 to 2323 and encodes 758 amino acids. Gene Ontology annotation, cellular component: NuA4 histone acetyltransferase complex. The record is from RefSeq and is a predicted model, not a curated record. The transcript is spliced from 18 exons. Lineage: Eukaryota; Metazoa; Chordata; Actinopteri; Syngnathiformes; Syngnathidae.